This is a messenger RNA of Fibroporia radiculosa, 1482 nucleotides long. RefSeq lists its product as uncharacterized. Gene Ontology annotation, molecular function: protein binding. The record is from RefSeq and is a predicted model, not a curated record. Lineage: Eukaryota; Fungi; Basidiomycota; Agaricomycetes; Polyporales; Fibroporiaceae. The transcript is spliced from 2 exons. The coding region runs from base 1 to 1482 and encodes 493 amino acids.
AUGCUACCGCUUCCCAUCGAGGUCGUCGAGAGUAUCAUUGACCAUCUCUCUUUCUCCUUUUAUACCCUCAAAGCCUGUGCGCUCGUAUGCAAGUCCUGGUAUCCGCGAAGCCGCCUACAUCUCCUCCGGCGCAUCGUUCUCUUCUCCCGCACUCAAGUCAAACAUUUUGCCCAUGUCAUGCAGCGUAGUUUGCACGUUGGCCCUGAUUCCCUCGCUAUCACCAACGUCAGCAACAUGGUCUCUGAGGUCGUCCUCCGCGGAGACGACAGCACCCUCGACAUCCCCCCCACUACCGCACGCGCAUCUCCACCCAAUCGCGCACCGUCAAUCGCGCACCUCAGCACGUUUGCAGUGAUGCUUGCACGCAAGCUGCCGCGACUCACGUAUCUCGGGAUUACAUCCGCAACCUUUACGCGCAGCUCGCUUCACCCGGACGUACAUCUCCAUCUCUCCGCAUUCGUGUCCAUCACCUGGCUUGACCUGCAUAACGUCGCAUUCGCGUCCCCCGCAGACUUUGCGCGUCUCGUCUGCGCAUUCCCUGGCGUGCGCCGGCUCGGCUGCUGGGCUGCCCGUCCAAUGUUCGCCAUUCCCACCAACGUUACUCCUUCCAAUGAUGGCAAGGACACAGGCUCAGACGCUGUGGACGCGUACUGGGAGAAGCACUUCCAUCCGGGCUGGUUCGCGCGCAAGGCUCCAGGUCUGCAGUUGGCUGAUCUGACGUUGAACGGCGUGCACAAUGCGCGCACGGUCGUCUCUGUGCUCGUGCGCGCAGGACUCGCGACGCGGUUGACCUAUAUGACCAUCGGGUACUAUGCGCCCGUGCCGGAGCAGGACAUCCAACCACUUUUAGAAGGAGCGGGGAGAACGUUGGCAACAUUGGACGUCACACUGGUGCCUGAAAGACAGGCAGAGCCGAAGUUGCUGAACGAUUCAGCUGUUCCAGUCUACCGCACUGCUUUGAACCUAAGUUCAAACACGAACCUUGCAGUGCUCUUCCUGCGGUAUCCCCUCUCCCUUGCCUCGGACACAACGACAGCUCUAGAGUGGCUGCCUCACCUCCUGGCCAGCGCUGCACCUGCGCUGCGGCAGGUGAUGCUCGUGCUCGACAUCCGACAUCAGGUGGACGCCGCGCCGCUUGACAGGAUCUGCGCUGCGUUCACGCCUGCUGUAUGCGCCGCCAUCGAGGAAGCGAUCUGCGCCAUUGCAGAGCCGCCUGACCUAGAUGCUCCCCAAUCUGUAGCGGGCACGGGCUCAGAUCUGCGUGCUCCACCAUCUGAACAGCAACAGCGGCGACCGAAAUUCAAGUUUGAGCAGCUCAUAGGUAUCCAGUUCGCGCUGUGGGUGAGUGCGGCCCCUGGGCUGGCGGCGCCAGACGCAGAGGAAUGGCGAGCGAGGCUCCUUCCGCGGUUCCCGCUGCUGUGUGCACACAACGUGUUCUAUACAAAGACUGCAGUAGAAGACUGGGUGGGUUUUCAGCAUUGA